Messenger RNA from Ailuropoda melanoleuca (giant panda), 4617 nucleotides. RefSeq names its product protocadherin beta-15. Lineage: Eukaryota; Metazoa; Chordata; Mammalia; Carnivora; Ursidae. Gene Ontology annotation, cellular component: plasma membrane. Bases 1102 to 3468 code for a protein of 788 amino acids. Gene Ontology annotation, molecular function: calcium ion binding. Gene Ontology annotation, biological process: homophilic cell-cell adhesion. The record is from RefSeq and is a predicted model, not a curated record. The transcript has 2 exons.
UGCAAAUUACUUUUCAAAAGAGCAUAGAAAAUGGCUACUUGGAAACAUGGUGUUUGGUUUAUCCAGCUCAUAUACUGUACUAGGAUCCCAGCAAAAAAGGGGGCUUCUACAUUAGGUGGAGAAUCCAUCUAUCAGAAUUUUAAAAUUAAUUGUGAUUAAGUGAUUGAUCUAUUAAACAAAUAUUGGUUGAGCAUCUACCAUGUGCCAGCGACUGUUCUAGAUGUUGGGAGAUGCGGACAUGAACAAAACAAAGAUCUCAAGCACAAGAAAGACACAGCAAAGAAAAUAUUAAAUAUGGACAUUAAAUAUUGACAUUAAAUGUCAAGGAGGAAAAGCAGCGUAAGAGAUAUAGGAAAGCCCUCAUAUCCACUUUCCCAUAGUUUGAAAGUUUUAUAAAAUCAUAAUUCUCUGACCUUAUGUCAAAUGAUAUCAUAAACUAGUUAACUGGUAGCUUUUUCUUUGAUGUGAUUCAACUAAUGGGAACCACCGUUCUGUCACAUACACUGCCUAGAAUUUGAAAGAAAAUCUAGAGGAAUUCGUCCUUUUUGCUGAGGGAAUUUUAAGAAAUCACAUAGGUAUAUACUGUUAUUUUCACAACAUGAUUUAUCACGACUGUCUUCUUUCACUUCUUAAAUUUCCUAGUGCCUCACCCAGACUACAGGUUGUAAAAAGUAGGGAUCAUGUUUGGGUUGUUCACUGAUCUAUCAGAACUGAGUACAUAGAUACCAACAACACCUCUUUGAGUGAAGGAAUGAAUAAUUAUAAUUACAUGGUUUUCUGAUUACAUAACCUCCUUCAAACCUUUUUCAAACUCCUAAUAGCCCCCUGGAUUAUCAGAGAAUACAAUUGUAGCGAUUCUUUUGGAAAACAACGCGUGGUGGCGCUGCAGGCUAAGGCUUAAAAUUUUUUUUAAAAAAAGCCCAGGAACUGCUACGAAUUCUACUUCCGAUCUAUAGCUGAAAACAAAAGCCUGUACGCAGAGUUCAGGACCAGUACGUCGUGCUACUCACCAACAUUUCCGGACAGGUAACCGAGAGAUCCAUCACUGUACCUAAGGUAGAACUGGGCCCUGUUUCUGAAAAGGCAUUUGUGGAAGUAAAGAUGGAGGCCGGAGGGGAGUGCUUUCCUAAACAAAGGCAAGUCCUGAUUCUCUUUCUCGUGUUGGGAAUGGCUCUGGCAGGCUGGGAAUCUCGUCGCUAUUCCGUGAUGGAGGAAACCGAGAGUGGCUCGUCUGUGGCCAACCUGGCCAAGGACCUGGGGCUGGGAGUGGGUGAGCUAGCAGCGCGAGGAGCCCGGGUGGUCUCUGAGGAUAACGAACCCCGCUUGCAGCUUGAUCUGCGGACCGGGGAGUUGAUAUUAAAUGAGAAACUGGAUCGGGAGGAGAUGUGUGGCCCCACAGAGCCAUGUGUAAUGCAUUUCCAAGUGUUACUGAAAAAACCACUGGGAGUAUUUCGAGCUGAGCUACUGGUGAGAGACAUAAAUGACCAUUCUCCAGAGUUUCCUGAAGGAGAAAUGACUCUGAAAAUCUCAGAGAAUAGCCCCCCUGGGACCGUGUUUCCUCUGAAAAAAGCCCAGGACUUGGAUGUGGGCAAAAACAACAUCCAGAAUUACAGUAUCAGUCCCAACUCUCAUUUCCAUGUUUCUACCCGCACCCGGGGGGAUGGUAGGAAAUAUCCAGAACUGGUACUAGACAAGGAGCUGGAUCGAGAGAAGCAGGCGGAGCUCAGAUUAACCCUCACAGCACUGGAUGGCGGCUCUCCACCCCGGUCUGGCACCGCGCAGGUGCGCAUCUUGGUCUUGGACGUCAAUGACAAUGCCCCUGAGUUUGCAAAGACACUCUACCAGGUGCAGGUUCCAGAGAACAGCCCUGUGGGCAUGCUAGUUGUCAAGGUCUCCGCUAGAGAUUUAGACACUGGGACAAAUGGGGAGAUAUCUUAUUCCUAUUUUUAUAGUUCUCAGGAGACAAGCACAACUUUUGAGCUAAACAAUCUUUCAGGAGAAGUUCGACUAAUUAAAAAACUAGAUUUUGAAACAAGAUCUUCAUAUGAGCUGGAAAUAGAUGCGUCUGAUGGUGGGGGGCUUUCUGGAAGAUGCUCCGUCUCCAUUGAGGUAGUGGAUGUUAACGAUAACUACCCAGAAAUAACUAUUUCAUCACUCACCAGUCCCAUUCCUGAAAAUUCUCCUGAGACAGAAGUGGCUCUGUUUAGAAUUCGAGACCGAGACUCGGGGGACAACGGAAGGAUGACUUGCUCCAUCCAGGAUGAUCUCCCCUUCCUCCUGAAACCAUCAGAAGAGAAUUUCUAUACUCUGGUUACAAAUGGGGCGCUGGACAGAGAGAGCAAAGCCUUAUAUAAUAUCACCAUCACCGUCACCGACCUGGGGACCCCCAGGCUGAAAACCCAGCACAACUUAAGCGUGACGGUGUCCGACGUCAACGACAACGCCCCCGCCUUCAGCCAAAGCUCCUACACCCUGCGGGUCCGCGAGAACAACAGCCCCGCCCUGCACAUCGGCAGCGUGAGCGCCACCGACAGAGACGCGGGCGCCAACGCCCAGGUCACCUACUCGCUGCUGCUGCCGCCCCACGACCCGCACCUGCCCCUGGCCUCGCUGGUGUCCAUCAACGCGGACAACGGGCAGCUGUUCGCGCUCAGGGCGCUGGAUUACGAGGCGCUGCAGGCGUUCGAGUUCGGCGUGCGCGCGGCCGACCGCGGCUCGCCCGCGCUCAGCAGCCAGGCGCUGGUGCGCGUGCUGGUGGUGGACGACAACGACAACGCGCCCUUCGUGCUGUACCCGCUGCAGAACGGCUCGGCGCCCUGCACCGAGCUGGUGCCCAGGGCGGCCGAGGCGGGCUACCUGGUGACCAAGGUGGUGGCGGUGGACGGCGACUCGGGCCAGAACGCCUGGCUGUCGUACCAGCUGCUCAAGGCCACGGAGCCCGGGCUGUUCGGCGUGUGGGCGCACAACGGCGAGGUGCGCACGGCCCGGCUGCUGAGCGAGCGCGACGCCGUCAAGCACAGGCUGCUGGUGCUGGUCAAGGACAAUGGCGAGCCGCCGCUGUCGGCCAGCGUCACGCUGCACGUGCUGCUGGUGGACGGCUUCUCGCAGCCCUACCUGCCGCUGCCGGACGUGGCGGCGGCCGAGGCCCGGGCCGACCCGCUCACCGUCUACUUGGUCAUCGCCUUGGCGUCGGUGUCGUCGCUCUUCCUGGUGUCGGUGCUGGUGUUCGUGGCGGUGCGGCUGUGCAGGAGGAGCCGGGCGGCGUCGGAGGGCGGCUGCGCGGUGCCCGAGGGCCCGUUUGCGGGCCACCUGGUGGACGUCAGCGGCACGGGGACCCUGUCCCACAGCUACCAGUAUGAGAAAAAUGUAGACAAUCUCACUGAAGAGAAAUACUAUGAAGGUAAAAAAUAUGGAAAAAAAUCCUCAGUUUUCCCUCAUCCUUUAGGGACAUGUGAGAACUCAUAUUGAAAAUACCUCUUUUGACUGUAGAAGGGUAUGAGAAAGUCUUUAUUUCUUGUACAACCCUUACUGAUUCACAUUGAGAUGAAGCCUUACGAAUAUAAGAAAUGUAGGAAAACCUUCAUUUAUUCCUGAAAGCUUACUCUACAGGUGAGAAAACAUAUCAAAAAGGAUCUCUAUACAUAUAAGAAAUGUGGGAAAAGCUACAGUUUCCCUUUUCCCUUUAAUAACCACAAACACUGGAGAGAGGCCUUAUAAUUGUAAACAAUGUGACAAAUCCUUUUGUUUUUUGUAUUUUACUGUACAUAUGAAAAUGCACAUUGGAAGAGAAACUGUGAAUAUAUGAAAUGCAGUAACUUCUGCCUUCUCAUCUCUUAGGUCAUGAGAACUCAUACUAGAGAGAAGUCAUAUUAAUAUCUGGAGUGUAAGAAAGUCUUGUAUCUAAUUCCUUCAGGGUCUUGUGAAAAUUCACGUUGGAGAGAAAGCAUACAAGUGUAAGAAAUGUGGGAAAGUGUAUUUCUUAACACUUCAGUGCUUAUUUGAGAACAUACCCACUGAAGAGAAAAUAUAUAAAUUUAAAGAAUGUGGAAAACCUUUCACAUCUUUCUCAUUCCUUAGUCAGCUAACGAGAACUCAUACUGUGGUAUGAAGAAUGUGGAAAAUCUUUUAGAAAAAGACAUGGGGAAAGUCACAUUGGAGAGAAACCCAAUGAAUGUAAUCAAUGUGGGAAAGCCUUCAGGUGCAUCUAAUCUUUUAUUAUGCAUGAGGAAAUUCACAUUGGAGGAGAAAUCUUUAAAAUGUUGUAAAUAUGGAAUUGUUUUAUCAGUGUCUCAUCUUUGAAGUGACUCCUAGCUCAUAAUUUCUGCUUUGUGUUUUCCAAUAUAAGCCAUUAUGAAAUAACCAUUGCUUUCAUUGUAUAUGUAGCUGUAUCAUACAACUUAUGAUAUGAUAUUUUCAGUAUGGUUCAUUAAUAUGUAUUGUAAUAUGUAUUGUAUAAUUUCUGUUGUGAAGUCUCCUUAGACUUAUAUAAAGUGUUUUUAGUAUGUAAGUGUAUUUGAAAUUAGUUUUGGGGGUGCCUGGGUAGCGCAGUCGUUAAGCGUCUGCCUUCGGCUCAGGGCGUGAUCCCGGCAUUCCAGGAUCGAGUCCCACAUCAGGCUC